AUGCAGUACAAACUGCAUCCCUGAUGCCUGCUGGUUCAAAUAUCACUUUGGCAUAUCAAAGAACUGACAAUUUUUAGUACACAGAGAUACUUCCUCGAGAAUGAUAAAAUUGCCCUUAGACAUAUUGGGAUGUAUCUAGCCCUCAUACCUGCCAUGAAUCGUUUAUCCUUGCUUUUGCACUUGAUCUUCUUCUUCCUCCUCAUCUCUAACCUUUCAGCCCUUGUCACUGCUGACGAUGAAUUCGUAUACUCCGGCUUCAAUGGCGCUAACCUCACCCUCGACGGUGCGGCCACAGUCACACCAAAUGGCCUACUUAUGUUGACCAAUGGAAGCCUACGGCUCAAAGGCCAUGCCUUUCAUCCAACUCCAUUCAGUUUCAGGAAGAAACCCAAUGGAACAGUGAGGUCCUUUGCUGUUUCCUACAUAUUUGCCAUCUACUGCCUCCGACCUAACAUUUGCGGCCAUGGCAUGGCUUUCGUUGUUUCCGCAAGCAAGAACUUCUCAACCGCAAUGGCAAGCCAAUACCUUGGCCUUGGAAACGACGAAAGCAAUGGCGAUUCGGCCAACCGUUUCUUCGCUAUCGAGCUCGACACGAACCAAAAUGAUGAAUUCAAGGAUAUCAACAACAAUCAUGUUGGAAUCGACAUCAACCAUCUUACAUCUGUGAACUCCAGCAGUGCAGGCUACUACGUUGGUGACAAUGGUAACUUCAACAACAUUACACUCACAAGUUACAAGGUGAUGCAAGUAUGGCUGGAAUACAAUGGGAAUAGCAAACAGAUCAAUGUGACCCUAGCUCCCAUAAAAAUGGCCAAGCCUGUUAAACCACUACUCUCUGCCUACUGCAACCUCUCAACAGAGUUCACAGGCAUGGCAUAUGUUGGCUUCUCGUCAUCCACGGGCUCAUUCGUUGCACGACACUAUGUGCUUGGCUGGAGUUUUGGCAUCAACAAACCUGCGCCAGCCAUCGACAUCAGUAAGCUGCCAAAGCUACCAUAUGAAGGCCAGAAGCCACAGCCCAAAGUUUUAGCAAUCACUCUGCCAAUAGCCUCAGCAAUAUUUGUUCUUGUAGUGGCAGCACUCGCCAUUCUACUCUUCCGGAGGAGAUUAAGGUAUGCCGAGGUACGAGAAGAUUGGGAGGUUGAAUUUGGGCCUCAUAGAUUCUCAUACAAGGACCUGUUCUAUGCUACGGAAGGAUUUAAGAAUAAUAAUCUACUAGGAAUAGGAGGGUUUGGAAGGGUAUACAAGGGACUGCUCCCAACAUCUAAACUGGAGAUUGCUGUGAAGAGAAUCUCUCAUGACUCCAAUCAAGGUAUGAAGGAAUUUGUUGCGGAGAUUGUCAGCAUAGGUCGUCUCCAACACCGCAAUCUUGUGCAGUUACAUGGCUAUUGCCGACGAGAAAGUGAACUUAUUUUAGUGUAUGAUUAUAUGUCCAAUGGAAGUCUUGACAAGCACUUGUAUGGUCAAGAGAACAAUUCUACUUUGACAUGGGCCCAAAGGUUUCAAGUAAUCAAAGAUAUUGCAUCUGGAUUGCUUUACCUCCAUGAGGAAUGUGAGAAAGUAAUACUCCACCGGGACAUCAAGCCAAGCAAUGUACUUCUUGAUGACAAUAUGAAUGGACGACUAGGUGACUUUGGCCUGGCAAGGUUAUAUGACCAUGGUACCGACCCUCAAACUACACAUGUUGUUGGUACAAUAGGAUACCUAGCUCCCGAGCUGGCACGCACUAGCAAAGCAACACCCCUUACCGAUGUAUUUGCCUUUGGCAUGUUUGUUCUUGAAGUCACAUGUGGCCGAAAACCCAUUGACCAAACUUCACAGGAUGGUCAAUUGAUGUUGGUAGACUGGGUACUUCAUUGUUGGAACCAAGGACUUCUAAAUGAUGCAGUGGAUAUCAAGCUCCAAGGUAUCUACAAUAUUGAUAAUGCAUGUCUUGUUCUGAAGUUAGGAUUGUUGUGUACACACCCUUUUAUCAAUAGAAGACCCACUAUGAGGCAUGUUAUGCAGUUUCUCAAUGGGGAGAUGGAACUACCAGAGCUAACACCAACAAACAUGAGCUUCAACAUGCUCUCCUUGAUGCAGAACCAAUGUUUUGAUCCUAAGAUCACCAUGUUUUGCUUCCUUUUCUUUCUCGUUUCCUUUGGUGCCAACUGUACAUCCUUCACCACCUCCAGUGAUGAUCAACUCUUAUAUCAUGGUUUCACUAGUGCAAACCUCAUCACUGAUGACACUACCAUAGUCAUGUCAAAUGGACUACUUGAGCUAACCAAUGGCACAGUUAACCGCAAAGGCCAUGCAUUCUACCCAUCUCCAUUGCACUUCCACAGGUCACACAGUGAGACAGUACAAUCUUUCUCGGUUUCAUUUGUGUUUGCGAUCCACUCUAGCUACCCCGGCAUGAGCCUACAUGGAUUGGCCUUUGUUGUUUCCCCAAGCACAAACUUCUCCAAUGCAUUGGCUAGCCAGUACUUGGGAUUUCUAAACUCUCAAAACAGAGGCAACUCAAGCAACCAUAUCUUAGCUAUCGAGUUUGACACUGUCAUGAACAUUGAGUUCGAAGACAUCAACAACAACCAUGUAGGAAUUGACAUCAACAACAUCCACUCUGUAAAAUCCCAUUCUGCAGGCUACUAUGAUGAUAGAACUAGUAGCUUCCGAGACAUCAGUCUUAUUAGUGGGGACCCAAUGCAAGCAUGGGUGGACUACAAUGGGGAAGACAAGAAAAUCAGUGUGGCUUUGGCUCCUAUUAAAAUGGAGAAACCUACAAGGCCACUCAUCUCAAUUUCCUAUGAUCUCUCAACAGUCUUGAAAGAACCAUCUUAUAUUGGAUUCUCAGCAUCAACUGGUUCAGCUGACUCACGACACUACAUCCUUGGCUGGAGCUUUGGCAUGAAUAAACCAGCUCCUACGAUUAUUGUCAACAAACUACCAAAGCUACCUCGUCGUCAAGGCUCAAACCCUCAGCUAAAGCUCCUUGCAAUCACUCUACCGAUAGCCAGUGCAAUAUUUGUGAUUCUUUUAUGUGGUGUAUUCAUUAUAAUUGUUCGGAGGCGAUUGAGGUAUGCGGAGCUAAAAGAGGAUUGGGAGGAUGAGUUUGGGCCGCAUCAGUUUUCAUAUAAAGAUCUACUCCAGGCGACACAGGGGUUCAGCAAUAAACAACUACUUGGUGCGGGAGGAUUUGGCAAGGUCUACAAAGGAGUGCUUCCAUCAUCUAAAUUAGAAGUUGCUGUGAAGAGGGUGACCCAUGAGUCUAGACAAGGGAUGAAGGAGUUUGUUGCUGAGGUUGUUAGUAUUGGCCACAUUCGUCAUCGCAAUAUCGUCCAAUUAUUGGGCUAUUGCAGGAGAAAAGGUGAAUUACUUUUAGUUUAUGACUAUAUGACAAAUGGCAGCCUUGAUAAGUAUUUAUACUACAGUGACCUCAAACCUACAUUGAGUUGGGAUCAACGCUUUCGGAUCAUCAAGGGUAUUGCAUCUGGAUUGUUAUAUCUCCAUGACAAAUGGGAGAAAGCUGUCAUCCACCGAGACAUCAAGGCAAGCAAUGUUUUGCUCGAUAGUCAAAUGAAUGGAAGGCUAGGUGACUUUGGCCUUGCAAGACUAUAUGAUCAUGGCUCUGACCUACAAACAACACACGUGGUCGGAACCAUGGGGUACCUUGCCCCAGAAUUAGUGUGCACAGGUAAGGCAUCCCCUCUCACAGAUGUGUUUGCCUUUGGUACAUUCCUUCUUGAGGUCACCUGUGGGCAAAGGCCAGUUAACAACAGUGCACAAGACAAUCCUCGUGUAUUAGUUGACUGGGUUGUCGAGCAUUGGCAAAAAGGAUUGCUAACAAAUAUAAUAGACACAAGGCUGCAAGGAAAAUAUAACAUUGAUGAGGCAUGCUCGGUGCUAAAGCUAGGUCUAUUAUGCUCACAUCCAUUUACCAGCAUAAGGCCCAAUAUGCAGCAAGUCAUGCAAUACCUUGAUGGCGAUAUGCUCCUCCCAGAGCUGACACACAUGGAAAUGAGCUUCAGCAUGCUCUCCAUAAUGCAGGAUGAAGGGUUUAACCCACUGACAUUAUCAUAUCCUCCUUCAGGAACUAGCAUUGGCACAAUAUCUAACAUCUCUGGAGGAAGAUGAUAAACUUGGUUAUUAUGUCAUGUGUACUUGUGUGGCAUUGGUGAUAAUAUGUGUCAACUCUUAUGUAACCUUAGGCAUAGUUAGCUUAAAAGGUCCUAUUAUUAUCUUUUUAAAUAAUAGUGUAUUAUUUGUAUAUAGUACGUGGUGUUUACAACACCCGCAGUUAAUCCUAUACACACUAGAAUG
Oryza brachyantha (malo sina) is the source of this 4302-nucleotide messenger RNA. RefSeq lists its product as uncharacterized. The record is from RefSeq and is a predicted model, not a curated record. Gene Ontology annotation, molecular function: ATP binding; protein kinase activity; carbohydrate binding. Lineage: Eukaryota; Viridiplantae; Streptophyta; Magnoliopsida; Poales; Poaceae. Gene Ontology annotation, biological process: protein phosphorylation. The transcript is spliced from 4 exons. Gene Ontology annotation, cellular component: plasma membrane.